Molecule: messenger RNA, 1769 nt
Organism: Prunus persica (peach)
Lineage: Eukaryota; Viridiplantae; Streptophyta; Magnoliopsida; Rosales; Rosaceae
Exons: 9
Coding region: 203-1558 (451 amino acids)
Source: RefSeq, a predicted model, not a curated record
AUUGGAUUUUCUUGAUCGGAAGGUUUCAGGCUCUUGUUAUGGAAAUAAGGCAAUUUUCAAGAAAUAAAUAAGGUGAUUGGUUAAGAAUGGAAAGAAUCCUCACAUUUACGCAAGAAUCCCAGAGUUAGUGGCUGCUCAUAUGAGAAUUGAGAGUUGAAUAAAGAAUUGAGAAUUGAGAAUUGAGAAUUGAGAGUUGAGAGAGAUGGUUUGGAAGUGGUGGUGGAUGUUGACAGUGACGGCGAUUGGAGUGGUGGCAUGGGGCGUCCCUUCCGAGCAGCAGCGUCUGGUUACUCGUAUUGCGUUUGGAUCAUGUGCCAACCAAAGCGCUCCUCAGCCCAUCUGGAAUGCAAUAAUCUCAUUUGAUCCCCAAGUUUUCAUUUGGCUUGGUGAUAACAUUUAUGGAGACAUUAGGCGUCCUUUUAAACUAUUUGGAAAAGAAAGAACAAUUGGACCGUGGAAGAAUGCCCCAAGAUUUGUUCCUUCUACUGAGCAGGAAAUGAAGUCUAGAUAUGAGAAAGCCAAGUCUAACCCUGGUUAUUCUCGUCUUCAAGAGAAUACUAAGGUAAUUGGCACAUGGGAUGACCACGAUUAUGGAUUAAAUGAUGCAGGAAAAGAAUUUUCCGGGAAAAUAACUAAUCAAAGACUUCUCCUUGAUUUCUUGGAUGAGCCGGAAAAUAGUCCACGGCGCAAGCAAGACGGAGUUUAUGCAUCUUACACACUUGGCCCCAUGGGUAGACAAAUCAAGGUUAUACUAUUAGAUACUAGGUACCACCGAGACCCUUUACGUAGUGAUGGAACUAUUUUGGGACACUCACAGUGGGAAUGGUUAGAAAAAGAGCUGAAUGAUUCUCCAACAGCCGUUACAAUUAUUGGAUCUUCUAUACAGGUAAUAUCAAAUCUGUCAGCAACCACUGGGCCAUUGUUUUACAUGGAGUCUUGGGGACGUUUUCCAAAGGAGAGAGAUCGGCUAUUUAAAUUGAUAGCAGAUAGUAAGAGGGAUGGAGUGUUUUUCAUAAGUGGAGAUGUUCACUUUGGAGAAAUUACACGUUAUGAUUGUGCCACUGGAUAUCCAUUGUAUGAUGUUACUUCAAGUGGGAUAACCCAAGCAGUUGAGAAAGUAGUCCCACCACCGUUACAUUUCUUUGUGAGAUUUCUGGCAUGGUUAACUCCUAACACUAUGAGAGUUAUGGACCAAAACUGCAGAUACAGGUCGUGCACAUAUGGCAUGUCUAAUUUCGGAGCAGUUGAGAUAGACUGGGAUGCGACUCCUGUGACAUUGAAGAUUCAAGUCAGGGAUAUAAACGGAAAUCCUGUGACAGGUGUAACUACAUCGCUAUCGGAACUGCAAGCAAGAAAUUCCACCUCUUCAACCACCAAGAAAGCAAGAGAGCAUCACAGGCACUGCUCUCUUGAAAGCACUCUACCAUGGAUUGUUAGAUAUCGCCUGGCUAUUUUAGCUUACUGUGCUGUAGCGACUUUUGUCCUUGCUUUGAUAGGAGUAAUUUGGGCUAGUAUAUUAGCGUGCAGGAGAUGCGCCCGCAAAAGAAAGUGCGACUGACCUGCUCAAUGAUAGAUGGUGGUAGUUUUUUAGUUCACUGCAGUGAUGAUCAUCAGGGGAACCUAGUUUUGACUUUCUAGUGUGUAGAAUUUUGUUUUUGGAGGCAUAUAAAAUUUUAUUCACCUAAUAAUUAGUGGCUGGAGAUGUAAAAUUUCUGAUUAACAAAUAUAUGUUGUGAAACUUAUCUUUAUACUGUUCAUUGUUCAAGUUA